Messenger RNA from Megalops cyprinoides (Indo-Pacific tarpon), 7497 nucleotides. RefSeq names its product Fras1 related extracellular matrix 1a (gene frem1a). The record is from RefSeq and is a predicted model, not a curated record. The transcript is spliced from 36 exons. The coding region runs from base 1 to 6546 and encodes 2181 amino acids. Gene Ontology annotation, biological process: cell communication. Gene Ontology annotation, cellular component: membrane. NCBI's taxonomy places the organism in Eukaryota, Metazoa, Chordata, Actinopteri, Elopiformes, Megalopidae.
AUGGGGCAGCAGGGGGCGCUGUUCUUCCUGCUGCUGCUGCUGCUAGGGGUCUCCCACUGGGCACAAGGCUCUCUGGUGAGGGUCAACAGAGGCCUGAGAGUGAAGAGGGGCCAGUCGGCUUACCUGCAGGAGGAAGACCUGCAGUUUGACAUCCCGAAGGAGAAGGACGCCUGCAAGGUGGAAGUGGUCCUCAACGAGCCCAUCACACAGCGGGUGGGGACGCUGACGCCCCAGGUGUUUGACUGCCACUUCUUGACUGAUGAGGUAAAGUACAUCCACAAUGGCUGCCCAAUUUUAAAGGAGGACAGAGUCAUGCUUCGACUGUACAGAUUUACAGAGGCGGAAACUUACACAGAAGUCCUAUACCUCCGUGUGGAGAUUCUAGAUCCUGACUGCAACAUCAUCAAGCUGGGCCCCAAGUCCCUGGAGGUGCCUGAGUUCUAUGGCCUGUCUGACAUUCUGGAUGGGAAUGCAGUCUCCUUCAACUAUGAGCACAGACAGAACCUAGAGUGCACCAUCCGGGUGUCCACUCAGAACACGCAUCUCCCUGCCCACGGGCAGCUGGUCAUCGGGGAGCCCGAGAAACUGGAGCCCAGAGGGGACGAGCCCCACAGCUUUGUCCCCAUUCGCCAACAAUUAAUAAACGAGGCCAGAGCAAAGUGUAAAGACGAGGCUUGCUGGAAGGGAAUGAAACUGGUGCAGACCAUCAAAGUGUCCUGUGAUGAAUUUCUGGUAAUGGGCCUGAGGUACCAGCACAUCGACCCUCCCUCUCCUGACGUUGAUUACAUCGCCAUCAGGUUGGACCUCACUGAUACUCGGAGCAGGACCAUAUACCAGUCGGAGAGAGCCUGGAUUCCUGUAAGCAUCAAAAAUGCCUUCCUCAACCAGCCACCCAAGCCAGCCUUCAUGUCCAUGUUCAUCCUGGAGGUGGACCAGUUCAUCCUCACCCCCCUCACCACAGCCGCCCUGGAUGCGGAGGACAGUGAGACGCCCAAGUCCCUGCUGGUGUUCAACAUCAGCAAGCCCCCACAGGAGGGCUUCAUCACCCACCUGUCUGACCACACCAAACCCAUCACCUCCUUCACCUGGGGGGACCUGCAUGACAUGCUCAUCGCUUACCAGCCCCCAAACUCCAGCCACACCCAGCGCAGGAAUUAUGAGGUGGAAUUUGAAGCUUAUGAUUUCUUCUUUGAAAAGAGCCCCCCAAUCAUGGUCCAUGUGUCAGUCAGGACUGCAGACACCAACGCACCCAGGGUGUCAUGGAACAUGGGUCUCAGUCUCCUGGAAGGUCAGUCUCGUCCAAUCACCUGGGAGCAGCUGCAGAUUGUGGACAAUGACAACCUAAAUGCUGUGCGCAUGAUCACAGUGGACGGGCUGCAGCAUGGGAGACUCACCGUGAGAGGUGGGAAAGGCUUCAUGUUCAGCGUGAGCGACAUCAAGGCAGGUGUGGUGCGCUAUCACCAUGACGACAGCGACACUACCAAAGACUAUGUGGUCUUCAGGAUUACCGAUGGCCGCCACCAAACCCGGCACAAGUUCCCCAUCAACAUCUUGCCCAAAGAUGAUAGCCCGCCCUUCCUCAUCACGAACAUGGUGCUGGAGCUCUCUGAGGGGCAAACGGCACUUCUGAGGGGCUCCAUUCUGCAGGCCUCUGACAUGGACUCCAGCGAUGACUACAUCCUGUUCAACAUCACCCGCUUCCCCCAGGCAGGGGAGCUGAUGAAGAUACCAGGACCCGGACUUACAGGUUAUCCGGUCACUCGGUUCCUUCAGAGAGACCUCUUCCACUCAGUUAUAUUUUACCGCCACUUAGGGAACGAGGUGUUUGACGAUUCUUUUGAGGUUGUACUCUCUGACUUCCAUGACCCUCCAAACCUCUCUGAGCCUCAGGUUAUUGUGGUGCACAUUAUGCCUGUGCAUGAUCAAUUGCCGAAGGAGGCACUGGGGGUAACUCGCCACCUGGUUGUCAAGGAGACGGAGGUGAUCCACCUAACUAAGAAGCAACUUCACUUCAUCGACCCAGAGUCGCCUGACAGUGAGCUGACCUACACUGUCACCACACCCCCCUUCUACAGCUCUCAGUAUGGGAAGCAUGAUGCAGGGAAGUUAUUCCUGGUUGACAGCAUACCUAAAUUCACCAAGGACCCCAACACACCAGUACUAAGGCUCUUCACUCAGUAUGCCGUCAAUUACAUGAAGGUGGCCUACAUGCCUCCUAUGCUGGACAUUGGACCCUACCCCCAGAACAUCCAGCUUGUGCUGUCAGUCACCAAUCAGCAGGGCAGCACCGUCACUGGGAUCUGUUUCAACAUCACAGUGCUUCCUGUGGACAACCAGCCCCCAGAGGUCCACACCAACAAGCUGAGCGUGGAGGAGGGGGGAGAGUGCCAGGUGAGCUCAGAGCACCUGCUCCUGACAGACCAGGACUCCAUGGAGGAUGCCCUGAGGGUGGAGCUGAAGAGGGAGCCGCAACACGGCUACAUCGAGCUGGAUGGCUUCCCCAUGAAACCUGGGCAGACCUUCACUGUGCACGAUCUGAAAAGCCUAAAAGUUAGGUAUCACCAUGAUAGCUCUGAAACAGUGCAGGAUGACAUAGUCUUCAUCGCCAGUGACGGUUUCAAUGUAGCUGACUUUGUUCUGCAAGUGAAGGUAAUACUAGUCAACGAUGAGAUUCCGGUUCUGAUGCCAAGCCUGAAGCCAGUGCUGAGCUGUGCUGAAGGACAGGAAGUGAUCAUCACUGCAGAGUACAUCUACGCCACAGACAGCGACAGUGACGACAGCAGGCUGUCCUACAUGAUCGCUCGCCAGCCCUACCACGGAGUUGUGCGGAAAAAUGGAGUCGUGGUGGAUCGCUUUAUCCAGGCAGACAUAACUGCAGGGACUGUCACCUAUAAGCACACAGGAGGGGAAAUAGGACUGACCCCUCGUUACGAUGUUGUCACAUUCGUUAUCUCGGAUGGAGAGGCAGAGAUCCUCCCAGCAUGCUGCUAUGAUGAAGGACACUCAUCACCCAAGUCCAAAGCGAGGCUGCACCAGGCCUUUCCUGUGUACGACCUCAACAUCACCGUGCUCCCCAUUGACAGCCAGCCUCCCUCCAUCGUUGUUGGAGAGGUGUUUGUGGUGGAUGAAGGGGGAUCGGCCUCCAUAACGGUGGCCCACCUCAGGGCUUCUGAUUUGGACACCCCCCUGGAAGAGCUGGAGUUCAUCCUGGUCUCUCCUCCACAGUUUGGCUACAUUGAAAACAUCCUGCCCAGCCCUGGGUUUGAGAAAAGCAACAUGGGAAUUAGCAUAGCCUCCUUCGCUUACAAAGAUGUGAAGAACGGCCAUAUUAACUAUGUGCAGUCCAGACACCAAAGAACUGAGCCCACAGCGGACCAGUUCAUGCUCUAUGUGUCAGACGGCAAGAGGCGCUCGGUGGACACACCCUUCUACAUCAUCAUCAGUCCCAUCAAUGACGAAGUCCCAGAAUUCCUGGCCAGAAACAUCACUGUGCGUGAGGGAGAGAUGAAGGAGCUGGACCCUACCGUCCUCAACGCAGUGGACCUGGACAUUCCUCAAAAUGACCUGGUGUUCAGCGUCAUCCAGCAGCCUCAGCAUGGGAUGAUUAUGGGAAAGGUCUAUGGGAAUGACAUCACGCGCUACAAGAGGCUCGUCCACAGACGCCACAACUCAGAGGUGGCAGUGCAGGACUUCACCAUGGAGGAGCUGAAGAAUGGAAUGACGGUCAUGUACAUGCAUGACGACUCAGAGAGCACCCAGGAUGGCUUCACCAUUGAGUUGACCGACGGGAAGCACAGGCUCCAGAAGCAUGUUGCAGUCAAGGUGGUGCCUGUCAAUGAUGAGAAGCCCCGAGUGAUCAGGAACAAUGGGAUAGAGGUGGAGAUGGGAGAGUCCCGGCUGAUCUCCAGUGCCGUCCUCUCUGCUGAGGACAGUGACACAUCUGCCGAGCACAUCCUCUACAUAUUUGAUAGCGUUCCCAUGCAUGGGCUGCUGCAGAUUAAGGUAGGUUUGGACUGGCUGCCCCUCUCAGCGGGAAUGAACUGCUCCCAGGAGGCAGUGGAAAUGAACCUGCUCAGGUACCUGCACACUGGAUCAGCUGGCCCCCAGGGACAGGACUUCUUCAUCUUCUACCUGAUGGAUGGGAGGAACCGCUCCCCUGCUCAGCACUUCUACAUCUCUAUCAAGAACAUGGAGAAGGGUGACAUUGCUGUGUUUGUAAAGCCACUCAAGGCAAGUCGGGGUGAGCGUGUGGUGUUGACCACAGAUGUACUGCUAGCGGUGGACAAUUCUGACAAGCCUGAGGAGCUCACCUAUGUCAUCACUACACCUCCCCUCCACGGCCAGAUUGAAUACAUCAAACACCCUGGCCUGCCCAUCAGCACCUUCAGUCAGAUGGAUGUGGUUGCCAACUUGGUGUGCUACAUCCAUGACAACAGAGGAACCUUGCCCAGGGAGACACUACGGUUUGUUGUCAGCAAUGGCCAGUCUACCCGCAACGGUACUCUGGAGAUUACCGUGGAGAUGACAGACAGGGUGCUGCCCUCCCUGUCACGGAACUCUGGUCUGCAAGUGCUCCAGGGGUCCACAAUGGCGCUGUCUGCAGAGGCCCUUAGCCUCUUUGACCCCGACACCCCACCCACCAGCCUCUUCUACCUGCUGGCCCAGCCCCCGCAGUAUGGCCAGCUACUCCUCCAGGGGGUGCCCCUCACCAGGGGAAACUUUACCCAGCAGCACCUUCUGGACUUAGAGGUGGCCUAUAAGCAUGCGGGAGGCCCCUCCCAGAUCGACCGCUUUAGCUUCACAGCCUCUGAUGGCACCAACCAGGGCUUCCUGGUGGAUGGAAAAUUACAGACAGAGCCCAUCUUCUUCACCAUCCAGAUGGAGUCCCUGGACAGCUCCACCCCCAGGGUGGUGCAGCUGCAGGGCCUGUCUAAGGUGGAGCUGCUGAAGGACGGGCGAUACGGCAUCUUCCUCUCCUCCAGAGAGCUCCGGGCGCAGGACGCCGACACCAGCGACGAGGACAUCACCUUCCACAUCCUCCGCGCACCCUACUUCGGCUACCUGGAGAACGCCACCACAGGCCAGUUUGUUAAUCAGCGCUUCACCCAGAGGGACCUGAGCAGGAGACUCCUACUCUACAUCAUUGACCCAUCGAAGCAGGCCCUGUCUGAUAGCUUGCAGUUUAAGGUCUCGGACGCACUGGGCAACGUCGGGGCCUCCCACACGUUGGAGUUCUCCUGGUCCUAUGUGGAGUUGUCCCAGUCUGAGUACAGGGUGUGCGAGGACCUGGGCACCCUCUCUCUGACCAUUGUGAGAAAGGGAAAUAUGGCUGAGUCAUCCUACGUGACCAUCAAGGUGAAAGAUGGCACAGCUGCUGCUGGGAAAGAUUUCACACUCAGUCCUUCCAGCUUGAUCCAGUUUGAUCCUGGCGUUUCCAGCAGGAGCUGGCGGAUUGAGAUCGCCCAGGACAGGCUAGAGGAGGCAGAAGAGACAUUUGAGGUGACCCUCACCUCACCGGUUAGCACAGUGCUGGGCAGUGUUACCAAAGCACUGGUGACGAUUGUGGACUCCAGGAAAGGGCACUGCAGCAGCGGUGGGCCACUGGAGGGGCCUGGGCUGAGGGGAAAGCCGGUGCCCCAGGGGCCCCAUCCCCGCCACGGGGCCAUCCAGGUGGAGACCCUGCCCCUCCCCCAACAGGAUGGAGCAGGCUGGAAUCGGGGCGAUAGCAUAACCCCGUUUGAGGCCCCUCCCUCCAAGAAGAAGCUGAGGCCCAUCGACAAUGGAAUGACAGUCCGCCCGUCCUCUGUUCACCGAAAUGGAUCAGACAUGGUAUUCACGUACCAUGGGAUCAUGUCAAUGCGUGUGGAGGAUGACACCUCUCCUUCCAGGAAGGGGAGGAAAGCCAAGGUGCUUGUGACCAGCAGGGGGCAGCAGAGAAAUCCUGCCAUUUCUCCAGUGGAGAGCAUGCCCCUGCACCCAGACGCAAGAACAUCCCAGCCCAAUGUACAGGGUGCUGUGGGCCGUUCUUUUCCCAAAGCCUGCUCCCCUGAGCUGAUGGGACUCCUCCACUUCAAUCAGAGCUCUAGCCAGCUCCUCCGCUGCGACGGGAUUUCGUGGAAGCCCUGGGCACCAACUGAUGAGGUGGUCAGUGCUCAGAAGUGCCCGCCGGGCUGGACCUAUCACAGCGGCCACUGCUACCUCGUGAGCACGGAGCAGAGGGCCACUUGGAGUGCCGCCACCAGGGCGUGCAGAGAGAUUCACCAUGGAAACCUCGUCAGUGUUCUCUCAAAAUCGGACAUGGACUGGUUAUGGGACUUCAGUGGAAGGAAACCGUUCUGGAUUGGCCUGAAUGACCGGGAGAACAGGGGGCGCUGGGAGUGGAUUGGUGGAGAGCCAGUCAGCUACACCAACUGGAGAAAGAGCCCACCGCGAGUGAAGAGGAAGGGGGCGAAGAGCUGUGUGCUGGUGCGGAGGAGGGCCAAGUGGCAAAUCCAGGACUGCAAGAAGGGAAAGCAACAUCGCUAUGUCUGUUACAUCAAAUUAUGAGCAUCACAGAGCCUUUACAAACACGUCAGUCAUAUCAGCCAAGUAUAUCUCGUUGAGAAAUGCAAUGCAAUGGUGAGCCUAAAAUGCUGUGUAAACCUGAGUGGGCAUUAGCCUGCAUUUGAAUUUACCCAGAAGCAAGUCUUACACAGCAUUCAUUAUGUUAUAGUACAUCACUGAUAUGGAAACAAGUGAUGCAAAGCCUUUCUUUGGGUCAAGCAAGAAGCAAGAAAGUAAAUCAGUUUGACUCUGUAUAUGAGCCUAGAAAUCAGUGGAAACUAAAAACCUGACUUUGUAGCCAUCUGACAAACUUUCUGUUGUCACUGCUCACAACUCUAAAGUGAGUUAUUCUAUUUAUAUUUUAUUUGUAAUGUAUACACCAUCUUAAUGUGUAAAUUCUUUUCAAAAGUAUUUAUUUUUAUCAGUGGUUUGUUAGUGGGGGGUCACAAAAAGUGUCUACACACCAUGGGGUUUUAAGCACUGCAGACUUAGUUGGAGACAUCUAUAGAGUACUAGCAACCAUACAGAAAAAAAAUUGUUCCAACAUACCACAAGGAGACACAGAGCAGUAUAACUUUGCUGUGGCCAUUACAGAUUUUUGUUUAAAACAGGUACUUGUAUACAUUUUAUUGUAUGUUCUCCCCUUAUUUCAACCUCAGCGGUAAGUCAUUCAGAUGAAGUCCUGGCUAAGUGGAAGAUACAGCACAGCAGAGGAGCAGAGAACAAUCCUUUAGGAAACUCAGGCCGAGCUACAACUGUGAAAGUCCUGGUGCCAAAUGAAAAACAUGAGAGCUUCUCCACCUCUGAAGGUGGGAAAACCUCACCAGUAAAUAUGUGCAUCAUGCACACAAGCUUCAUACUGUAUUUUUUAUGGCCUAUACCUCACACUGUAUUAUCAAAUUAAUGUAUUAUAGACAACACUGUAUCCAAUGAAUGUAUGAUUCAAUAAUGUGU